UGCACGGUCACACUGUUUGCAUUUUAUAAACAAGCGUGGUCGCUGCACAAAAUGGAUUCUGUAUUUCUGGUAGACACAACAGGCCGCCAGGAAUAUAAUGGCGAACAGCAGCAGGAUAUUGUGUACCACAAAGAGCUACUCCUCGCAGAAAAUGACGCGUACAGCUCCGACGAGGAACAAACGGAGGGCGCAGUUGAGCUCUUUGGCCUGAAGCUGAACUGCAAGGAAGUGCUCGAUGUUGUGAGUUCCCUACCUGACCAAAGGAAGCCGGUCUCAAAGGUUGCCAAGCAAUUGGAUGACCUCGGCGACAAGGUCGAGAGUGCUGUUGAGAACUUCAGCAAACCGAAAGUUGUGCCACGAAAGCGGGUAACAGAACUGAACCAUGAUGGUCCGCACCUGGACCUGCGACGGGAAAACCUGGAAAGUGAUAUGAAGAGAACGAAACAGGCCUUGAAUCCAGGUCUUGAUCAGUCGCACGCUAUUCCCACCGUUGGAAAGAGGCAGCAACCCAUCAUCAACAGAGUUGAACGCUCUAAGACCAAGGGCAAAGGAUGGUUUAAUCUCCCCGCAACAGAGAUCACCGACGAAAUGCGAAACGAACUUAAAAUAGUUCAGAUGCGAUCAGUUUUGAACCCUAAGCAAUUCUACAAGAAAAACGACCUAAAACGUCUGCCCAAAUUUUUCCAAAUCGGAACUGUGCUACCUUCGCAUUUGGAUCACUAUCAGGAAAAGAAGUCGAAGAAGAAGCAGUCUUUGGUUAAUGAGUUGUUAGAAGACGAAAGAUUCCAGCAGUUCAACAAGAGAAAAUACAACGAGGUUAUUCAGCGCACAGACAAAUAUGCCUAUCGGAAAAGCCUGAAGAAAAUGAAAAAACUUAAGAAAAAUAAAUAAAUAUAAAAUAUUUUAGGUCCAAA
Drosophila teissieri is the source of this 914-nucleotide messenger RNA. Its product is annotated as deoxynucleotidyltransferase terminal-interacting protein 2. The transcript is spliced from 2 exons. The coding region runs from base 52 to 891 and encodes 279 amino acids. Gene Ontology annotation, molecular function: RNA binding. NCBI's taxonomy places the organism in Eukaryota, Metazoa, Arthropoda, Insecta, Diptera, Drosophilidae. The record is from RefSeq and is a predicted model, not a curated record. Gene Ontology annotation, biological process: RNA processing. Gene Ontology annotation, cellular component: nucleolus.